GGUUCUUACAUCGUGGCCCCAUUAUCUUAUUUUUCUUUUCUUUUCUUUGUGAAGCUGCGCAGAGAAUCGAUCUCUUUGAAUUCGACGCACAUAGUAUAAAAAAGCCAACGACAAUGGAGCUGCGCGGUUCGGCUUCUGAUAGGAUUAGCGACGUUCCGACCAAUUUGAUAACAGAGCACAUUCUGACGCUGUUGCCCCUAAAAGACGCAGCGAGAACCAGCAUCCUGUCUAGAAACUGGAGGCAACACUGGAGAAGCAUUCCUCAACUCGUGUUCGAUCGCGAUUUCGCUCCAGUACUCCCCAAUACGGCACCGGACGAGACCAAACUAACAUUGAACAUUCACGAAGCUCUGCUGCUUCACGACGGUCCAGUAACCAAGUUUGAGCUCUCCGUUCCUGGAGUGGGAGAAGACCUUUUACAUAAGUGGAUUCCUCACGUUGCAAGCAAAGGUGUCCAGGAACUUGCUCUUCGGUUUCCCGUCCGUCAGACGUCCAAGCUGCCUUCCUCCCUGUUCACGGCCUGCAGCCACCUGACAGUUCUGAAACUGCAGCAUUGUAGUGUUGGUGCACCAUCUUCUUCAGUGGGAUUUCCUAAGCUGGUCACUCUUGAGCUUGAACAUGUUAUCAUGCCUGAAGAUCUCCUGCAGAAGUUACUGCCGGAGUGCCCCCUGCUCCAAGAGUUGAGGGUUCUGCACUGUAGCAGGCAAGAAUAUAAACUUAAUGUGCCGUCUCUCAAAGUGCUUUUCAUUAAGUCGAGAGGUUCCGGUUUCAACAUUACGUUCCAGCAUGCUCCAGUGCUUUCAGUGCUAUCACUUACAGAUGGUUGGAAUUCUAAGAAUUGGUUUGCACUGUUUGCUUCUCUCCCCAAGCUCAGGCAGCUGACUUUUGGAAUUCGUUCGCUGCUGUUCUUUGACGAGGGUAAUGCAGCAGCCUACAAGAGAUCUAAAACUUUCUACCAAUUAAAAUUCCUCGAAGUAACUCGCCUUCUUCUGGAUAACUUGCCACAAGCACGGCUUCUAAUUUGUAUGAUCAUGCGUUCCCCCAACUUACAAAAGCUCACCAUUCGGUUGCGUAUUAGUAGUACUGCCCAGCCGCCUUCAGGGGUUAUUGAUACCUUACAGGAGUUGUUGGAAGCAGAGGACCGACCUGGAGUUUGUUGCCUUCAACAUCUUGAAGAGUUGCACAUUCAGGAUAGCCAAGGUGCACGAGUCGAGCUGGACCUGGUGAGGUUUGUUAUGGCCACUGCUCCACAACUUCGUGUGAUCUCGAUUAACCGUGCAGUUAACCUGCAAUCGUCUGAUAAGGUUUUGGAAUUCUUGAGUGAAUUGGUAUCGUACAAGCGUAUUUCCAGAGACGCGGUGGUCAAAUAUGUCUAGGAAAAGAUGAGGUUGAGUUGAGACACUUGUUAGGUUUUACCUCUCUGGCCCUUUGGGUCGUUGUUCACUCACCUACUUUCAUGGUGCUUGAUUCUUUUGUUCUCGUUUCUUCUUUUCCCGGAUUGAGGUGAGGGUGUUUGAUCCUGGUUGAAUGUAGAAGUUUUGAUUUGAGGUGAAUAAUAGUUUUAAAUUUAA
Molecule: messenger RNA, 1571 nt
Organism: Linum trigynum
Lineage: Eukaryota; Viridiplantae; Streptophyta; Magnoliopsida; Malpighiales; Linaceae
Source: the annotation of a GenBank genome assembly